UGAAGAGAGGGACAGAUACAGAGAGAGGGACAGGAGAAAAGUGAGGGAAGUGGAGAGAGAGAGUGAUGGGGUGAGAGAAGGGGGCAGGCAAGAGAACGGACCAAGGGAAAGGAGGGAUCCGGAAAAAGAUGGGGAAAAAACACAGCCCAAUGUAACAGGAGAGCGAGGGAAGCGGAUGGAUGGAGAGAGAUUCAGAAAGAGGGAGAGAUAUUACAAGGGGGAGGAUGAAGAGAGGAGGUGCAGGGAGAAGAGGGACAGAGAGACAGAUCCCAAAAGGGAGGGAGGAGCAGACGGAGGUAGUCAUUCGCUGAGCGAGACAGAUCUCAAAAGGGAGGGAGGAGCAGAUGGAGCUAGCCGAUCGCCGAGUGAGACAGAUCUCAAAAGGGAGGGAGAAGCAGAUGGAGCUAGUCGUUCGCUGAGCGAGACAGCCCCAAGGGUGCCACCACGAGUCCAGAGCAGUGGAGAAUGGAGUAGUGACACAGAGAGGGAAAGAAAAUGGAGAAGAGGAAGAGAAAGUCAUGAAGAGAAGGAGUCAGAGGGAGAUGUGGACAGGGGGCAGAGAGAGUGUAGUGAAAGAGAGAGACCAGAUAGAGUGAGGGGGAGAGAAGAAGGAAAGGAAGAGACGAUACCAAAGCGCCCUGAGCAGAGGAAGAUGUGGUUAGAACCACAGAAGGUCAGAUAUAACAAAGACUCCUCUUUAGAGGAUGAUGUUAUAGAGCGAGAAAGAGAUAGGCACACUAACAGAUGGAGAGAGAGAAGUGAAGAAGAGGACAGAUCCGUGGAACAAAGGACAGGCAGAGAUAAAGAGAGGAAGACAGAGGGAGAAGGACAAGAGGACAGGUCGGUGGAACAAAGAAAGUCCAUAGACGAAGAGAGAGAAGCUGAGAGGGAGGGAGGGAGGGAGAGGUAUUUGGAGAGAGGGUUAAAUGUAGAUGAAGACGAUGAGACAGAAGCCUGGAGGAGUUAUAGCAGAGGAGAGGAACACCAGACUUACAGCGAUGGAGAGAGAGAGGAACGCUGGCAGAGGGAGACGGAGAGAGAGAAUGUGACAGAUAACACAGAGGGUGACAGAGAGGAAGAAGGAAGAAGUGAUAGAUAUGCAGAGUGGGAAGGAGAGAGGGAUAGAAUCCCUUCCUCUGAGGACGGCUUUAUCACUGUGUCCAGUGGUGGAGAAGAGGAGUUUGAGGACUGCAAGGAAUUCGUGGAAGUUGGGUUCACUAAUCAUGUUACCAGGCAACCUGUUAGCUUUCAGGGGAGCGAGGGAGAGGUGAAGAGAGGUGGAGGGAGAAGACAUGAAAGAGAGAGAGAAAGAGCAGAAGAGAGGACAGGGCAAAAAGAUGAUGCAGUGGUGGGAGAGGUGAAUGACGGAAACGGGAAGAAGCAACCCACCUAUGUAUUCUGUGUGAUUGGACAAACACUGCCCAGGUCAAAACCCAAUCAGACAGCAGUCCUGGGUGACAUGGAAUCAGAGCGGACCAAUCAAAAUCCUGGAUAUGGUCAUAGGGACAGUGGUGACAUCACACACCUCCCUCAUGAGAACCCUUCUAGAGAUGGAGACCAAGGGGCAGAGGAUGAGAGAAAAAUAGUGAGGGAUGAGAUCCAGGUCCCAAAGGGGAAGAGAACAGACACAGAAGAGAGCUCCAUAGUGGACGUCAGUCACACCACCCUAGAACGAGAGAGCGGAGAACGACUGAAGGUCAUGGAGGAGAACCCAUACGCUGAGAUAGAGCGAAGGAGGAACUCUGAGACCGAAAAACUCCUCAAAGAGUGGAGAGAAAGACAUGAAGAGUACACAGAAACAAGAGAGAGGGACCCAACAGACAGGAGGAGGAUAGAACCACAGAUCGGUCCAUCUUCACAUCCCAGUGGAGAGUACCACCACCAUGGGAUCCCUGUAGUUGACCAAGCCACCUCUGACCAGAAUAACCCUGUAGUGAUGAGCCCAGAGGAAGCUGUGGACAUCCAAAUCUGUAUAAGGGGAGCCUGGAGCACAGAAGAGGAGGCCAAGCGCCACUCCCAGGCCUCACACAUGAAGUGGGCCAAGAACGUAUUGAGCGAGAUCCUUGGAAGCUCGGAGGAACCAGCCCUUGGCAACCCCCAGCCAGAGUCACAGGGAGGUCAAGAGGUCAGCCAGACUACGAGAGGGACCGAGAGGGUAGAAGAGGAGCUAGAGGAAGAAAAGGAUGAGACGCUAGAGGGGGGAGGAGCCUCACCCGUCUACGCCACGGUUCAGAAGAGGAAGAAGCGUGGGAGGAAGUCGGUGGAGGAGAGGCUGGCUGAACUGGAGGCAGAGCCAGGGAAGCUGGAGGAUGAGAGAGGUACAGGGGAGAAACUAACAGACGUGCAUGCUGAGGCUUUCACAACUAUGCUUGGUGAUGGCAAACCCAUAGACAUGCAUGCUGCCCUGACCCUACACAAUACUCAUGGUGACACACCUACAGACACACAGGGAGAGGAGGUGGAGGGUAACAAUGUGUGUGCGGACAGACAAACAGACAGUCAUAUACAUAUCCAGGUAGAGAUGGUGACAGAGGAUGAGGGUGAGAUGGAGAAAGGGGUCGAAGUUGGGGACGAGGUUCAUAUACUGGAUGCAGAGAAAGAAGUGAAUGCCCAGAAAGAGGAAGAUCUGUUUCUCUCUGUGAGCAACACCCUGUACAAACCAACCAGCUGCCCCAGCCUUAUAUACAACCCUGAUUCAGAACAACCUAUCACCACCAUAGAGGAAAAGACAGAGGAAGAAGGGGAGAAAGAGAGGACUGUGGGAGAGGGGGAAGAGAAUAGUGUGGUAGAGAGGAAGCAGGAAAGGAGCAUAGAAGAUGGGACCGAGGACAGGGGUAAAGUGGGAGAGGCAACUGAGGAGAGGAAAGUGGAAAGGGAGGAGGAGAAGAGGGUAGGAGGGGAAGAUGAGAGGAUGAGGAAUGGCAAGGAAAAUAGUAAAAAAAAGGGAGGAGGGGGGAUGAAGAGCACUUGUAGCUUCCAAGAUUUGGGCACUGAUGUUCGGUAUAGGAGGCGGGGGUUCCACAAGACAACAGAAAGAAGAAACAAGGAAGGAGAAGGAAGAGGAGAUGCGAGGGAUCGCAGAACAAGAAUAUUCCAGGUGUCAGAUGAGGAGGAGGUGAGCGUCAACUGGGGAGACGUGGACCUGAGGAAUGUCAUGGAUACCAUCAGAAUGGAUAGGAGGAACUCCAAAUUUUACAAUUCCCAGCUCUACCAGCAGUACAGUGAGACGGCUCAGAACAGGGAGAUCCUCAGUCAGUCUUGCUCUGACGCCCUCUCCAUCUACGAGGAGCUCCCUGUCCCCCUGUCCCCCGUACCCUCCUCUCUGGCCCCCUCGCACCCUCCGGCACGCAGGCCCUUACCCUGUCUCCCCCCAGUCAUCCACCCCCACUCUCUGUCCCACUCUGGAUCUACCUCCAGUGGCACCAGUGCCAAGUUCCUACCCAUACCACAGCCGCCCCAGGCCCCAUCGGCCAGGCCUUCCUCUCCCCGCCUCUCCACCUCCCUCACCCAGUCCCCCAGCCUGUGGCAGGAGAUCCCUGAGGUCAGGAACAGUGCUGCGUUUGGGGAGCUGACUAACGACCAGAGACGCCUGCAGGAGGUGCAGUUUGAGGUUGUAACUUCAGAAGCGUCGUACUGUCGUAGUCUGGAUAUUGUGGUGGAUCACUUUGUCAAGUCUAAGCAGCUCGGGGAGCUGUUGACUACUCAGGACAGGAGCUGGCUGUUCUCCAGGCUGGCUGAUGUCCGAGCCAUCAGCCACAGUUUUCUGUCGAAGCUGGAAGAGAGGGUAGAAUCUGAUAUGAUGCACUUCACCGUGUGUGACAUCAUCGCUCGCCACUGUCAACGCUUCAAGAAGGUCUACGUGCCCUACCUCACCAACCAAUCAUAUCAGGAUGCCACUUACCAGAGACUCAUGGAUGAGAACCAAGGGUUCAGGCGGGUAGUGGAGAAGUUGGAACGCAGUCCAGUGUGUCAGCGCCUUCCUCUUCGCUCCUUCCUCAUCCUCCCCUUCCAGAGGAUCACACGAAUCAAACUCCUUGUGCAGAACAUUGUGAAGAGAACAGCCCAAGGCACAGAGGAGGAGGUCCAGGCCAUCAAAGCUAUGAAGCUACUGGAGAGGUUGAUCCAGGAGAGCAAUGACAGUAUUACUCAGAUGAAGAGCAUUGAGUCGCUGGUCUCUCUCAGUGCCAGAGUGGACUUUGAAUGCAGGACUCUCCCCCUGGUCAGUCAGUCUCGUAGGCUGGUGAGAGAGGGACCGGUGACUGAGAUGAUGGAUUUCUCUCUGAAGGAGACAGAGAGGAGUGUCUACCUUCACCUCUUCAAUGACUAUCUGCUGCUGUCGCUGCACAAAGAAGGGGGCAGGUUCACGGUGAUAGACCAUGCUCCGGUGUCAGAACUGCGAGCUGAGAACUGUCGGGUCAAACUGCACUCUCUAGAGAAGAACCUUUUCCGCCUCCACCUUAACAAGAAAGCCCUGCUACUUAGCACCGACACACAAGGUGAUAAACUGCGUUGGAUCUCAGCUGUUUCCAGGCCCCAUCCUGUUAUUGACUACUCUACAGCACAAGACUUCACACAGAUGCAGUGCGUCCGAGCCUUCGUUGCCCACCAACCAGAUGAGCUGUCCCUGGAGAAGGCUGAGGUCAUUCUCGUCCACCAGCAGAGCAGCGACGGUUGGGUGGAGGGGACCAGGCUGUCAGACAGACACAGAGGAUGGACUCCUGAGUCCCACUUGGAAACCAUAGCCAGCCUCAGGGUCCGACAGCGCAACCUGCUGGACGCUCUAAAAAUUACCACAGCCACGGCUGCAGUAUGACAAGCCAACCACUGCCUGACUGCACUAGUGGAAUCCUAGUCACUGUGUUACUGGGGACCUGUGGAUUUGGACAGUGGAUGAAACAUAGUGUUUCAGACUGGAGUUGUCCUUCCCGGCCUCACCCUGCUUAUUGGGGAUGAAUGGCAAGGGGAUGAAUGGCUUUAGAGGGGGUGCCUGAGAUGGGGGUGCCUUAGAGAGAGGCACUGGACUGACAUUAAUACCUUUAACACUUACAGGAGUGUCAACGUAAAUUAUUGAAAGGCUUUUGGAGGUGCCUGGGAGUGUCUAGGGUAGCCUUGUAAAUCGAACCCUGGCAAUGAAUGUCGAUGGACUGUUACAGGAUGUAUUGGAAAUCAGCCAUCUAAGAACAUUGUGGAUUGAGGUCCUGUGGCCCCGGAGAAGGACAGCAGUUUCUCCAUAACUGCUUUAUUUGGGGACUUUAAAGACAUGGGGCCUCCCGAGUGGCGCAGCGGUCUAAGACGCUGCAUCGCAGUGCUAGAGGCCUCAUGAUACACCUGGGUUCGAUCCCAGGCUGUGUUGCAGCCGGCCGCGACCGGGAAACCCAUGAGGCGGCACACAAUUGGCCCAGCGUCCUCUGGGUUACGGGAGGGUUUGGCUGGCCGGGAUGUCCUUGUCCCAUCGCGCUCUAAUGCCUCCUUGUGGCAGGUCGGGGGGUUUCAGAAGACGCAUGGCUCUCGACCUUCACCUCUCCCGAGUCCAUACAGGAGUUGCAGCGAUAGGAGAAGACUGUAACUACCAAUGGGAUAUCAUGAAAAAGGGGUAAAAAAAUACAACAACAAAAAUAAGACAUGGUAUGUUACACCAUGGCAGUGUUUUGCAAUAGAGGUUAUUGUCUUUGAACAAAAUGUUUCUAUAUAUUCAGGGCAAUGUAUUAUUUGUGUAUAUUAAAAAGAUUUAAUAAAUGUCUUAUGGUGGGUA
Molecule: messenger RNA, 5752 nt
Organism: Oncorhynchus gorbuscha (pink salmon)
Lineage: Eukaryota; Metazoa; Chordata; Actinopteri; Salmoniformes; Salmonidae
Product: biorientation of chromosomes in cell division protein 1-like 1
Exons: 14
Coding region: 176-4813 (1545 amino acids)
Biological process (GO): intracellular signal transduction; activation of GTPase activity
Cellular component (GO): cytoplasm; nucleus
Molecular function (GO): protein binding; guanyl-nucleotide exchange factor activity
Source: RefSeq, a predicted model, not a curated record